Messenger RNA from Phodopus roborovskii (desert hamster), 561 nucleotides. Its product is annotated as von Ebner gland protein 1. NCBI's taxonomy places the organism in Eukaryota, Metazoa, Chordata, Mammalia, Rodentia, Cricetidae. The transcript has 6 exons. The record is from RefSeq and is a predicted model, not a curated record. Gene Ontology annotation, molecular function: small molecule binding. Bases 1 to 561 code for a protein of 186 amino acids.
AUGAAGGCCCUGCUUCUGACCUUCAGCCUCGGCCUGCUUGCUGCUCUACAGGCCCAGACCUUCCCUACCACAGAAGAGACUCGAGAUGUGACAGGGACAUGGUAUAUGAAAGCUACAGCAUCUGACAAGUGGAUUCCUGAAAAGCUUCGGUCUGUGUCUGUGACUCCCAUGACCAUCACGGCCCUGGAAGGGGGCAACCUGCAAGUCAAGUUCAAUGUACUGAUUGCAGGACAGUGCCGAGAGACGAGCACUGUCCUAGAGAAGACAGAUGAACCUGACAAAUACACAGCUGAUGGGGGCACUCAGGUCUUCUACAUCAUACCAUCUGCAGUGGAGGACCACUACAUCUUAUAUGGGCAAUACAAAGUGCACAAGCUUCAUUUCCAAGGGGCAAAACUCCUAGGCAGAGACCCAGGCAUCAGCCUGGAGGCCCUGGAAGAUUUCCGGAAUGCUGUGAGAGCUGGAGGCCUCAAUGAAGAGGACAUCUUCAUCCCCAAGCAGAGUGCAAGGGAUGCAUGGGUCCAGGCCUUCCUCACAGCAUUGCUCCACCCAGGCAUCUGA